This is a messenger RNA of Carassius auratus (goldfish), 5672 nucleotides long. RefSeq lists its product as uncharacterized. The coding region runs from base 165 to 4913 and encodes 1582 amino acids. Lineage: Eukaryota; Metazoa; Chordata; Actinopteri; Cypriniformes; Cyprinidae. The transcript is spliced from 23 exons. The record is from RefSeq and is a predicted model, not a curated record.
GCGGCUCGUGUGAUGCGCGCGGAAUGGGCUCAACAUGGCGGAAACUUUAGCGCUUACUUCGGUUCUUACGGUCUCUCUGCAGAUUGAGUUUCUUAUGAAGUUUCCCGGAGGAGUUGUUAUGGAAGCACCGGCGUCAGACGAGAGCCAGUGAAGCCCCGGUGAAGAUGAACGGCGCAGAGCUCCAGGCGUCCGCUGCACCCCUGCCCUCAGAUCAGCUGCUGCGCUCCGGAGCGGUCAUAUUCCCCGGAGCCUUUGACCAGCACGGCUGUCCUCUGGUGGUGUUCCCCGCGGAGGCUCAGGGUAAACUCCCAGAGGAGCUCAGUAGAGAGGAGGUGUCCCACUUCAUACACUACUGUCUGCGCCUGCACAAUAUACGAGGUGAGGAGAGCCUGCUGUCUGUGGUGGUUGAUCUGAGGCAAGCCAACCUCUCCAUCGCACGCUUCAUCGCUGAGACUCUCCUGUUGCUGGAGGUCUCCAGAAGGGUCAUACACUCGGUGUAUAUUGUUCAACCAAAGAAGAAAGAUGUCCUGAAGCUGCUGGGGAAACUCCUGACGUCCAGUGGCUCCAAGCAGCACAGACCCGUCCUCUUCAAACGUGUCUUCGUCAAAGAGGUUUUUGAGCUUUCCAACUACAUCGACCGAAGCCAGUUACCGUCUAGUUUGGGCGGAUACCUCGUUUACUGCCAUAAGAGCUGGGUCGCCUUCGUUAAGGAGAUGGAUGCGUUUGUGCAGGAGUUCCUGUUGGUGGUGAAGCGCCUGCCGUCCUGUAUCUGGAGUCUGCAGGCGCUCUCGAAGCGUCCCGUCCCAGCAGAUCUGGAGCGUCUGCAGGAGUUCUGCUGUGUGAACCAGGCCCACUUCCAGCAGCUGCGCAGGGAUCUUGGUCUGGAUGACUUGUUGAAGCACUGCGAGGGUUUGUUGGAGAAGCUGCGGUUCCCUGAGAAAGAGCCCUGUUUCCAUGCGAUGGCAGGAACGCUGCUCUACACACACACCUCACUAGAGAUGCUCCACAACUACAACAGGAUCACUGCGGCGGUGGAGAAGGUGGAGUUACUGUGGCAGCAGGUGUUCUCCAGAGCACACGUCCAGCUGCAGCUCCUCCAUCUGCAGAGAGACGCCCAGCAGAUCCAGGAGCAGAUGUGUGUGCUGUACAGGGAGAAGGUUGAGCCCUACAGGAUUGAAGUGGCUACAGACGUGCACCGAGCUGAAGAGAUCCGGCUGGAGUUUGAGGCUUCAGUAUACACUCAUGCAAUGGCGCUGGUUCGUCGUGCGGAGGACGUCAUGCACACGUUAGCGGAGACGGUUCCCUUCAGCGAGAGGAAGCCUGCGGAGCCGUGGCUGGAGGAUCUGGAGCGACUGAAGGGGAAGCUGUCCUCUGCGGUUCAGCGUCUGUAUCAGACUCUCAGCACCGUGUCUGACUUCCAUCACACCUGCAACAGAUGUCAGGGCUGGUACGCUGCAGUGCUGUGCGAGAGCCUCCUGCAGGAGCUGCUGUGGUCUGGACACAGUGAGCUCAGACGAUCUCCAGACCUGUCCAGCUGCAGGAGACGAGUGCAGAGCUUCCUCAGGACACACCCCUGCCCCGAGGUGCAGGAGCUGGUGAAGCUGGCUCAUCUGUCCAACGCUGUGAGCGACCCGCAGCUCCGGCUCACUGGCACACAGCUGUCUCACAGAUGCAUGACCCUGAGGAGACUCUUGACCUCCCCUGGAGCUGUUCCCCUUCACGACCUUCAGCUCGCCCUCCAGUGGCAGUACCAGUUCCUCAGGGGUCACCACCAGACCUCUGACAUCACUUCCCCCGAGGACGAGCGGGUGUCCUGCGGUCUGCCUCCAGACUCGGCCGCUCAUGCUGUUCUUCAGUAUGACAGCUUGUGUGAUUUGGCCAAGUGGCCUUCAGUUGGAGACUGCGGUCACCAGAUGUGGUCUGCAGGUAAACCUCCUUCUCUCAGCUCCUUCGACUCUGGCUUCGACGGGGCGGCCAGCAGUCACCUGGACAGCAGGAGUAGAAGAGAGCCGCUGCAGAGGACUCUGGGACACGGAGACUCUGCUUUCAAGUCCAAACCUCUGCGUGGACAGAUUGACGAGGAGAACAUCGUGAGCGUGUCUGAUUCUGAAGACCAGCGUGAAGAGCUAGGGUUUAGUUUAAAGCGGGACUCCACUCGUGCCAGCAUUCAGAUCGUUCCCAAAAUAACCUCCGACUCUCUGAACCUUGAGAUCAAGGUGAAGCGCUCCGGCACGCUGCCCAAGAACCCCUGGCUGAGCCUCCCUAUAGAUGAUCUGGAGAGCUCGUAUACGGUCACCAUCACCCCCAGCUCCUCCAGAGGCCCGAGGAGACCCUCUCAGACGGAGGAGAUGGGGACCGCUCCAGACCAGAGUCAGCUGGAUCCUGGGGGAGACGUCCUCUCCAGUACCUUAACAGAUCUGGAAGACAAGCCCAGCAGUACCCUGGAGGAUCCUUCUCUUCUCUGGGACACCUUCGAUCUUCACAAUCUCAGACGGGACUCUUACGAACGGUUGGACGUGUCUCUCGGUGACUGGGAUCAGAGAGAGCAACAGGAGCUGAGAGAGGUGGAGGAGACUUUAGACCGAGCAGCUGAGAUACUACAGGAGGAGGAGAGCGUGCUUGCACAGGAAGUGGAGCUGGAGGAGCUGUUGAGAUCAGAGGACCUGCACAAACACUGGCCCUCAUGGACUCAAGAACAGCAGCUCCGCACAAUGUCCCCAAGAGAGCUGGCUGAGUCUGGGGUGAUCGGAUUGGACGACGAUGUCCUUCAGAGUGACCUCACUUCCCCUGACUCAGAGACGCUGAGGUCCUGUGAGGUAUGUGAAGAGGACUCGGACACCUCAGGAUUAUCUGACAGAAGUCCAUCCGCAUGUGAAGGGCCUGUGCAGUGGGACACGGGAUGUCCUGAGGAGCACAGACGCGGGAUCCUUCGAGAGCUCAGAGACAUUCAGGUUCUCGAGCAGCAAAUCCUGCAGGAGCGUGUGAAGCUGACGGAGAGUGUGGAGUCAGAGGAGCCGAGGCGGGAUCAGGUCAGGGAGAGGAGCGUGUUCCUGCUGGAGCAGGAGAAGAUGGAGAGAGCAGGCAGGGUCAAGAGGAGGUCCAGCAAACCCCACAGGGUUGUGAAGUGUUCGGUCAUGGAGAGGACCUCGGCGCUGAAAGAUCUGGACCACGAGCUGUUGAGGAGCUGUGGGCUCCAGUCGCUCCCAGACUCGGAUGAACCACAGCUUACAGACACGGAGAACACCUCCUCUGACAUGGAUUCAAACACAGAGGAGCUCUCCAGUCCAAAUCCAGCUGAUCUCACAGACUCCAGUUUAACUCCUGAGCCUGCUUCUACCACGAGCCUCGGACGACCGGACUCUGAAUCCCUUCAGUCGUCUCACCCGGAGCCGGUGGAGUCGAGUGGCUUGUCUGAGACUGGAAAACUGGAAGUUAUCCCACCCAGAGCAAGCGUGUAUCCUGAUCAUUCAGAGGAUGAAGCGUCGUCCUGUGACGGUCCAGACGGUGCAGAUCUACAGGAGACGGGUGAAGCGUGCUCGCCUCAGGACUGCAGUGAUGUGCCAGGUGCGUUUGAUCCUGGAGGCGAGAGACGUCCAUCAGACUGUGAGGAUCGGCUGGAGUCAGGGCUGUCCGUCGCCCCCUCGAAGCUGAUGCAGAACAACAACAACAACACGGCAGUGCUGAUCCCAGGACAGGCGGAGGACUCCAGCUCUGCGCUCUGUGAUGAGGUCUGUGACGGAGGAGGAUCCAUGAGAGCGGCCUGUGGAUCUCCUCUCCAGCAGCUGCACACAUCCAGCAGACAGAUGAGGGAUUAUAAGACGCCCAUCGUGCUGGACACAGGGUCUGGUCUGAUGAAGGCUGGGUUUGCAGACCAGGAUCUUCCAACCACUGUGUUCCCCACCGUCAUCGGCCGUCCCAAAUAUGAGGAGGUGAUGAACAGCAGUGUGGACCGAGAGCUGUAUGUGGGGCAUGAUGCACAGCACAUGAGAGGAGUGCUGACCCUGAAGUAUCCCAUCAGAAACGGCAUUGUGACCAACUGGGAUGAGAUGGAGAUGAUCUGGCGUCAUGCGUUCCAGCAGCUGUGUGUGUCUCCGGAGGAUCAUCCCGUGCUGCUGACCGAAGCCGCUAUGAACCCGCUGCAGAACCGGCAGCGCUCGGUGGAGCUGAUGUUUGAGGUCUUCAGCGUCCCGCUCGUCUUCGUGGCCCUGCAGGCCGUCCUGGCGCUCUACGCCUCGGGACGAACCACCGGGGUGGUGCUGGACUCGGGGGACGGUGUCAGUCACACUGUUCCUGUGUUCGAGGGCUACUGUCUGCCUCACGCCGUGCAGCGCUUGGACCUGGCCGGAUCCCACGUCACCCUGCAGCUCCAGAAGCUGCUGCUGGAGCAGGGUGUGUGUUUGCAGACGUCUGCGGAGCUGGAGAUCGUGCGGGAGAUGAAGGAGAGGUGCUGCUGUGUGGCGCUGGAUUACGACACCGAGCUGAAGAGCGCCUCAGAAGUGAACUACACUCUUCCUGAUGGGCGGAUGGUCUCGCUGGCCUCCGAACGCUUGCGGGCACCGGAGAUCCUCUUCAGGCCCGAGCUGAUCGGCCGAGAUCAUUAUGGGAUGCACGAGAGUGUCUUCAGGUCCAUCCUGCAGUCAGACAUCGACCUGCGGCGCAGUUUUUUGGGAAACGUCCUGCUGUCAGGAGGGAACACUCUGCUGCCGGGGCUCCCCGUGCGUCUGCGUCACGAGCUGCGUCUCCUGUGUCCCGUGGAUCUGAGCGUGAGCGUCUGCAGCCCGAGCGAUCGAGACUUCUCCGUGUGGCGCGGCGGAGCGACCCUGGCCAACAUGGACGACCUCUGUGACGCCUGGAUCAGCGCAGACGAGUACGAGGAGUUCGGCCCACAGAUAGUCUUCAGGAAGUGCUUCUGAGCCGUCACCCAUCUUAAGAUGCUUUUAACACUUUUAGACAGGGGUUUGUUGUUUUGGGUGCUAAUGGUGCCAAGUGUUGAUGUGAGUCUUGCAGGACUCUUCCAGAGCAUGUGUUUUUAGUUUUCAAGAGAAAAAGGACCUUUUUGAGCUCUACAUGCAUACACUGGUUGUAUCAAUCAGAUUGUCUCUCUGCCAUUUUAAUUAUAAUCUAAUCAAUCAAUUGUUUAAUAUGUAAAUGUUUAUGUUUUAAUAUGUCUAUGAGAUAUAAACGUGACCUUUUCAGUGUUUUGAUGCUUUUCCCGAGGCUCCCAUCGCAGCCAUUCCUCCGUCUGUAAUCCCAUCUGAAUCUGAUUCACAUUGACAGUGUGCUGGAUGUGCUACAGAUCCUCUCCUCCAUGUGUUCCUCAGCUGUUCCUCAGACACUGGGGGUGGGAGUGUGUGUGUGUGUGUGUGUGUGUGUGUGUUUGAUUUUGCCGAGCAGGAUUGAUUUGAUUUGCAUGAAUCUCACUUCACAUCUUUUGACUUGUAUCUUCACUUGUGUGUUUUAUCUGAGGUGGUUUUGAGCUGCAUGUGGAUCCAUCAGUGUGUAUCUCUGAGAGGUUUCACAAUGUUCAUUAGCGGAUCCAAAUCCUGUGUGUGUUCAGUUUAAAGUGCUCUGUAUGUGGCUCGGUGUGAAUGCUCGGUGAACCCAUGUGUCUAGCAUCAGUGUCUGUUAACUGGCUAAUGUCUUUCUACAAUAAAUAUGAUUUCUAAACCAGA